AUGGAGACGAUUAGAUAUCUAUCUAUCUAUCUAUCUAUCUAUCUAUCUAUCUAUCUAUCUAUCUAUCUAGAUUUGCCCCCACAUUCUGUGUCAUUGAUGACCAUCUAUACAUUUACAGAAUCAAACAGAAAUAAAAGUCACCCGGAGAUGCCUUGCGAUCCAGCGUUUGAGAAUGCCGGCAAAGAAAUCGGACUGGAAAUCUGGAGAAUUGAGAAACUAAAAGUUGUCCUUCAGGAUAAAAACACGUCUUCUUUUUACACCGGAGAUUCGUACAUUAUUCUAAUGAUGACUUUCUUCUCCUGCCAACAAAAUGUAACUACGUGGAAGUUACUUUCUGACUAUCAAUUGAAGUACCACUCCAUGAAGGUCCAGUCGAAACGAAUCGAAUAUCGUCAUCAUGGAAUAAGGAUAUGCAUCAGUUGUUUUAUAAAAAAUGGACAACUUUUAGUUAAAGGCGAUACAAUUCUAUCAACAAAAAAGAAUCCAAAAACCGAUAAAAUAAGUUGGGAUGUUCAUUUUUGGCUUGGUUUGGAAACAUCUCAAGAUGAACAAGGUGUGGCUGCCUAUAAAACAGUGGAAUUGGACGACCAUUUGGGUGGAGCACCUGUACAAUACCGUGAGGUUCAAGAACACGAGUCGCAGCUGUUUCUUUCCUAUUUUAGGAAAGGAAUUACAUAUUUGGAAGGAGGCAUGGAGAGCGGGUUUCGUAAGGUAGAAAAACAAAAAUAUGUGAAGAGGCUUUUACAAGUAAAGGGACGUCGAAAUGUACGAGUUAAACAAGUGAAAUGUUCCUACACUUCCUUAAAUACUGGCGAUGUCUUCAUUCUCGAUUGCGGAGAAACCAUUUAUGUCUGGAAUGGACCCAAAAGCAGAGGGACAGAGAAAAUGAAGGGAAUGGAAGUUGCCAAACGUAUUCGAGAUGAAGAGAGAUUCGGUAAGGCUGUCAUUUCGAUCAUCGACACACAAUGGGACUCCGAUGCAAACUUUUAUCGGGAAUUAGGUGAUAAAGGUGAAAUUGCUUCAGCCGACGAAGGAGGAAACGAUGAUGAGUUUGAAAAGAGCGAACAAAAAGUCUUAAAAUUAUACAGUGUUUGUGAUGCCAAAGGAGAACUGGAAAUCACCGAAGUUGGCACUCGGCCCUUGAAGCGGGAAAUGCUAGAUUCAGAUGAUUGUUUCAUUUUGGACACGGGCCCAAGCGGAAUUUAUGUGUGGAUUGGUAAAAAUUGUACUGACAAUGAACGCAAAACUGGAUGGUCUAAAGCGAUGGAAUUCAUUAAAAAAAGUGGCUACCCCGAGUGGACACCUGUCACACGUCUGGCUGACCAAGGCGAGACACCAUUGUUUAAGCAGUUUUUUCAAGGGUGGACAGAUGCCCAUGUUGGUCCUAAGGCACGCGCCUACAAUAUUGGAAGUAUUGCUCAAACUAACCGUGCCAUGUUUGACGCUAAAAUCCUUCAUAAACAGAAAGCAUUUUCCGAAGAAGAACAAUUACCAGAUGAUGGAAGUGGUGGUUUAUCGAUUUGGCGUAUCUAUGAUAAAGACAUGCAUGUCGUAAAAUCAGAAGAAUUUGGAACCUUUUACAGUAGCGCUUGUUACAUCGUCCUCUACGCCUGUAGUGGGACUGGUGGAGAUGGCACCCAUAUCAUCUACUAUUGGCAGGGAAAACAUGGAAGCAAAGAUGACAUAGCGGCAAGCGCCAUGUUUGCUCAAAUGGUGGAUGAAAAUGAAGUCAGUGGGAAAGCAGUACAGAUUCGUGUCACUCAAGGACAAGAACCAGAACAUUUCCUCAGGAUAUUUCAGGGUAAAUUGAUUGUAUUGAAGUAUAUUCCUCACUUUCAUGCAAACACAUACACCCUCGCUCACUCUGUCUCUCUCACACAUACAUACAUACUAGCUCGUUCUCUUUCUACUCCGUACACUCACCCACAAUAUCUAUCUAUCUAUCUAUCUAUCUAUCUAUCUAUCUAUCUAUCUAUCUAUCUAUCUAUCUAUAUACUUUAUCUGUUACUUGUUACUUGUUUAAAACCAUAA
Acanthosepion pharaonis is the source of this 2031-nucleotide messenger RNA. Lineage: Eukaryota; Metazoa; Mollusca; Cephalopoda; Sepiida; Sepiidae. The record is from the annotation of a GenBank genome assembly.